AUGAACAUUGUUAUCGACGACUUUUCUCCUCAAAUCGAGUACUACGCCUCAGCCACCUCCGCCUCAGGAUGGACGACCAACCACACCGCCGACGCGCUUCUCUCUUCCUACAGUAAAGGGACCUUUCACGGCACAUGGGGCGAUGGGGAUAGGAUGGUGUACAGGUUCAAUGGCAGUGCUGUGGCGAUCUACGGGGCGAAGAGGGACAAUCAUGGGAUAUAUGGGGUGUCGCUCGACGGAGGGGAUGAGCUGACGGCCGAUGGGUACUCUGCUACUCCGAUCUUCAGACAGCUCCUGUACACGAGAGGGGGCCUUGAUGAUUCUGAACACACCGUUACGGUGACAAAUCAUCCCAACUCGGGCACCUCGGCAGCUGAUGGCCAUCACUGGCUUGAUAUCGACUGCAUUGAAACUACAAGUUCUGUGGAUGGCUCUAUAUACACCACUAUCAUCGACGACUCUUCUUCUGUAAUCGUCUAUGAUGGCUGGGAGACGUAUCUGGAUGAGAGCAACAACGUAUUGUUCUACAACCUCACGGAUCAUACGACUUCGACUUAUGGGGCGACUAUGGAUAUUCCGUUCACCGGCUCUUCGAUACAAGUAAUGGCUUCCGUGAACUCUGGACAUGGAAACUACUCUGUCAGUCUCGAUGGCGGUGCAGCCUCAACUUACAAUGCUACUUUUGACGCAUCAGCCUGGCAACUUCCUAUUUUCACUGCGACGAAUCUCCCGGACGGCAAUCACACAGUCAGACUCACCAACCUCGGCUCUGGCAGCACCAACACUCUGAGUUUCGACUAUGCCGUCGUCAAUUCCACCAUUUCAUCCGAUAGCUCUUCCACCACGGACGGCUUGAGCCAAGCGACUACCUCUGCCAAUAGUACCGCCCCCACGGCGAGUACUUCCGCCACGUCCAUCUCGGAGAGUUCUUCCCGCGGAACACCCGUCGCUGCGCUCGUGGGUGGUAUCGUUGGGGGUAUCGUCGCGCUCGUGCUCGUUGCUGGGCUUGCUUUCUGUCUUUUCCGCUGUCGACGCAAUCGUCGUCGAUACGGAGAUGACGACGCAUACUACGCUUCCGCGUGGUCUCCCUGGCGAGAGAAGAAGCGGAGCUCAAAAGGCGAUACUCUCGAUCUGGGUGAGCAUCCCGAUGAGUCGAUGGCGGGCACGCCCAUGGGUGUGGCGUAUGGGACUCCCGUCACACCCUUCUUCCACUCCCCCCACCCUCAAUCUCAUGCCAACUCCCACCCCCAAUCCAAUUCCUACGCCAACUCCCACCCUCACUCCCCACAUCAGCAGUACCCCGCUGCACCCUCAUCCGGUUCCAGCGGCGAAGCGUUCUACUAUCCCCCCGACGCCCGUCAAGCCCCCUCACCAUCAUCAGCACCGCAUGAACACAGUCCUUUCCUUACCCAACUUCCCGCGCCACCCGCGUCUAGCGCCACGUCAUACCAACACUCUGCCCCUUCCGCUCUUCCGACAUCUUAUGCCCCGUCGGCCCUUCCAACUUCUUAUGCCCCCUCUUCGGCGUCGGUGAUAUCCCCCGACCGGGGGCCUAGUACACGCAAUGUACGCACCCUCCCUAACACCCCUGCGAGGCAGUCUUCAGCCGAUAGCGGUAUGACCACCGCACCGGAUACGCCCAGUACCACCUUGAGCGAGAAAUCCCGUCGGCCGCUGGCGACUGCGGGUGCAAACGAAGGAGGUCUGCCGAGGAUAGACAGUCUGGGCAGUUUUGGGACGUUGCAGGAGGAGGCGAGUGUGGGGAGGUUGAGUGGAUAUGGCGUGAAUGGGCAUGUCCACGGGUUUGGACUUGGGCACGGCGGACAUGAGGAAGAUGCGGGGAGUCUGGGGAUGGAAGAGCUCGCGCCGCCGGAUUAUACACAGGCGACACAGCCUCUUCCGGGGCAACAUGAGAGAUCUGUGUGA
This is a messenger RNA of Cryptococcus wingfieldii CBS 7118, 1926 nucleotides long. RefSeq lists its product as hypothetical. NCBI's taxonomy places the organism in Eukaryota, Fungi, Basidiomycota, Tremellomycetes, Tremellales, Cryptococcaceae. The record is from RefSeq and is a predicted model, not a curated record. The transcript has 9 exons. Bases 1 to 1926 code for a protein of 641 amino acids.